Messenger RNA from Meloidogyne enterolobii, 1518 nucleotides. The record is from the annotation of a GenBank genome assembly. NCBI's taxonomy places the organism in Eukaryota, Metazoa, Nematoda, Chromadorea, Rhabditida, Meloidogynidae.
AUGCUUAUUGCUCCUCAAUUUCUUUUAUUCUCUUUUUUUAUUUUUUGUGCAAUUCUUUUGUAUCGGCACAUAAAAUUAAGGAGUCAACUAGUUAAUGUCCCUUCGCCUCGAUCCUGGAUGUUAUUUGGACACGUUUUAAUAAUUAAACCGGACAUGGAAGGAUUUAUUGACCAAUUAAUGGGAAUGGCACAGCUUUAUCCUCAACACCCAAGAAUGACUUUAUUUUGGUUUGGCACAAUUCCAACGUUAAUGAUUUAUUCUGCGAGACUUGUUGAAUCUUUGUUCAGUAAUAACAAUCAUAUAAAUAAAGGAAUGUUUUAUGAUAUGUUUCGACCUUGGCUAGGAAAUGGACUUUUAACCAACACUGGUGAAGGAUGGCGUGCUCGACGCAAAUUGCUCACUCCAACAUUUCACCACGAAAUAUUAAAAAGUUUUGUGAAUGUAUUUAAUUACCAAGCUGAUAUACUUGUUCAAAAAUUGCAUACUUUGGUGGGCAAAACUGAAGGCCACAUUGAUGAUAUUACUCCGCUUAUAAGUCUUUGCACUUUGGAUAUUAUUUGUGAAACCUCUAUGGGUAGAUCAGUAAAUGCACAACAAGAGGAAGACUCAGAUUAUGUUAAGGCUGUGCUCUGCAUUAAUGACAUCAUCCAGAAUAGACAGAAAAAUCCUUUAGUUUGGCCUGACCUAUUCUUUUGGUAUUUUGGUGCGGGCAGGAAGCAUGAAUGGUCUUUGAAUAUUUUGAAGUCUUUUACAAGAAAGGUAAUUAUUGAACGAAAAGUAGAGCGAAAACAGCAAAGAAUUAACCAGGAAAUUAAUAUUGAGCGUCGUCUUGCAUUUUUGGAUUUGUUGUUAAAAAUGGAAGAGAAUGGUGAUUUGAGUGAAAAUGAUGUUCAAGAAGAGGUGGAUACAUUUAUGUUUGAAGGACACGACACAACAGCAGCAGCUAUCACUUGGUCUCUUUUUAUGCUUGGUUGCCAUUUAGAAUACCAACAAAAAUGUUAUGAAGAAAUUCAAUCUGUGUGUGGAGAUUCAGACAAUUUAAGCUUCGAAACUUUGGGAAAACUAUGUUUUUUGGAAUGUUUUAUCAAAGAAUCUUUGCGUCUUUAUCCAAGUGUUCCUCUUAUAACUCGUCGCUUAAAUAGUGAUGCUGAGAUUGGUGGACAUGUUUUUCCUGCUGAUACUCAAAUAGUCAUCAACAUUUAUCAAAUUCAUCGAGAUCCUGAACAUUGGGAUGAUGCAGAAAAAUUUAUGCCAGAACGUUUUCUGACUGAUAACAUCAAAGACCGUCACCCAUUUGCUUUUGUUCCAUUCUCAGCUGGUAGUCGAAAUUGUAUUGGACAACGUUUUGCUUUAUUAGAAGAAAAAACUGUGCUUGGUUGGAUUUUGAGAAACUUUCAUGUCAAAAGUCUUUUACGUCGUGAUCAAUUGCGAACGAAAGCUGAACUUAUACUUAGGCAAGCAAAACCUGUUAAAAUGUUAUUGACACCUAGGACGAAGAAAGACACUAACAACAAUUAA